Messenger RNA from Tripterygium wilfordii, 1162 nucleotides. Its product is annotated as proteasome assembly chaperone 2. Gene Ontology annotation, cellular component: nucleus; cytosol. The transcript has 7 exons. The record is from RefSeq and is a predicted model, not a curated record. Lineage: Eukaryota; Viridiplantae; Streptophyta; Magnoliopsida; Celastrales; Celastraceae. Gene Ontology annotation, biological process: proteasome assembly. Bases 59 to 898 code for a protein of 279 amino acids.
CACAUUUUUUGUUUUAAACUCGACUCCUCUCUGGAGUCUGAACAUUAAAAACUCACGAAUGGAAUUUGUAGUGGAAGAAGGCAAGGAACCUCGCAGAGAGUGUUCGACUCUGCUUCUGCCUGCAUUGUCGAUUGGGAAUGUGGGGCAGCUAGCAGUGGAUCUCUUGGUGUCUUCGUCGAGAGCGGAGAGAGUUGGGUUUUUAGACGAUCCUAACAUUCUUCCCUGUGUUGGUAACGAUGCUUAUGGUCCUAUUCCUUGCGGCGAGCUCGCUCUUCCUCUUGAAGCUUAUGAGUCACCCUCCAAUGCCUUGACUCUCAUUCAACAAAGAUCCCCUGUCGUCCAGGGAAUGAUGGUUGAAUUUGCCAAAAACUUGGCGGACUUUGCUGCUGCUAAUGGAAAAGAGCAUGUUGUUGUGCUUUCAAGUUUAGACUUUGGGAGGUGGCGGCAUAUUGACAUGUCAAGUGGUUUGCAGAUAUACUACCUAUCUAGCGCCAAACCCGAUGGCACAGAUGAUUACUGUGAACAACUUGGGUGGAAAAGACUGCAGGAAUAUAACCCUGAUCAAAGGUCAUGGCAAUUUCUUAGCUCUUUGGCUGAAGGAAAUGAUGUGCAGGAUAGCAGUUACCCUUUUGAAGAUGAUGUAGAAGAAGAAGAUUAUUAUCCAAGUUUACCUUUCGCUGCACUUUUUUCUUGUUUCAAGGCGAAAGGUUUAAAAGUUACAUGCUUAUUAUGUUACUGCUCAGAAGGAGAUAACACAUCUGAUGCUUUUCAUUUGGCUGAGUCUACAUGCAAACUUUUGGGGCUGAGCCCUGAUAAUUUCUGUGUUGAAGAGAAAUGGCGUAUCCCAUAUUCGUGGAAGACUGUGUAUGGACCACCCCCGGAUAUGGCCAUCUUCUAGGUUUGAUGUAAUGUUAACAAGUCAUAUACUGUACUAAGACCAUAAGGAUGCGGUGCUUGUUUUCAAUGCUCUUAGAAUGUCUUUAUAAUCUGUUGGUGGAAGUCCCUUACAAGAUCUGAAGAGCAUAGACUUUGCAGCUGAAAGUCCUGACUAAAGUUUGCCAUGUAUUGGCAGAAUGAGUUGAUCAAAUAUGAAUGUAUGUAUUUACUCUCAUUGUUCAGAAAUGGGUGUUAAGUAAUGCGAAAAAACUGCCAUUUUAUUUUA